AGUUUUGUCCUUACUUUGAUCCCAAUCACAUAAAGUAUUACCAUUUGCGGCGUUGUUGAGUGAUCUCGACGACGAUGGAGAGAUCGGCGUCGGUGGGUGUUAACGCCGACCGUUUUGGUGGCAACCAAUUCUAUUCUCCGUCUUUCUCUUCAUCUUCUUCCAUGAGACAUGUUAAUUACAGUUGUGGAUCUUGUGGGUAUGAACUAAACCUGAGCUCCACGAAUCGAAUCACAUCAUCAAUCGGAUCAAAGUACGGUAAAUCCAUGAAGAGUGGGAUCAUUUCCUUCUUCAACAUCGACGAGGGUAGAUUCAGUCAGGUCGAUGAGUUCCAAUGCAUGCCUCACUUCUCUAGAUACUCUUGGGGUUUAUUCAGACACAGAACUAAGCUUCUCUGUCGCAAAUGUAAUAAUUAUAUCGGCAAUGCUUCUCAAGAGAAGGCUCCUGAGUACGCGCUUGUAACACAAAACUCGGUUCCAACAUCGCCUAGGAUUGGUAGUGUUACGAAGUAUGAUAUCAGGAUCCGCUCGCUUCAACCCUCUUCUGCUGUCGCUUUGCUGUGAGUGCUUCUUCUACUACUGUGUAUAUACCCGCCGAUACUCUACAUCUUCUUCAGAGUUUCUAUUUUAGAUCUUCGAUGACGUGUUUGUUAUCGGCUUGGUACUGUUUUGAUAAGGUUGGUUUGGCUUUUCAGUUGUAUAGUAGUAGUAACAAUUUACCUUAUGU
Messenger RNA from Arabidopsis arenosa, 723 nucleotides. Lineage: Eukaryota; Viridiplantae; Streptophyta; Magnoliopsida; Brassicales; Brassicaceae. The record is from the annotation of a GenBank genome assembly.